GGUAGCUCCCUCGUGGCCGCCGCGGCGUUUGCUGAGCCCGAGGGUCCGGCGGCGGCUCCUCGCCCUCGCGUCAUGUCGGCGCAGGGCGACUGCGAGUUCCUGGUGCAGCGAGCCCGGGAGCUGGUGCAGCACGACCUGUGGGCGGCCAAGGCGUGGCUGAUCACGGCCCGCAGCCUCUACCCCGCUGACUUCAACAUCCAGUAUGAGAUGUACACCAUCGAGCGGAACGCGGAGCGCACUGCCCCCGCCGGGAGGCUGCUCUACGACAUGUUUGUGAAUUUCCCAGAUCAGCCUGUGGUGUGGAGAGAAAUCAGCAUUAUUACAUCAGCAUUAAGGAAUGAUUCACAGGAUAAACAAACCCAGUUUUUAAGAAGUUUAUUUGAAACUCUCCCUGGUCGCGUCCAGUGUGAAAUGUUGCUGAAGGUUACAGAACAAUGCUUCAACACGUUGGAACGAUCAGAAAUGCUGCUGCUACUUUUGAGGCGCUUCCCUGAGACAGUGGUGCAACAUGGGGUUGGCCUUGGGGAGGCACUAUUAGAGGCUGAAACUAUUGAAGAACAGGAAUCCCCUGUUAACUGCUUUAGAAAAUUAUUUGUUUGUGACGUCCUUCCUCUAAUAAUUAACAACCACGAUGUUCGAUUGCCUGCCAAUUUAUUAUAUAAAUACUUGAACAAAGCAGCUGAAUUUUAUAUCAAUUACGUCACUAGGUCUACUCAGACAGAGAAUCAGCAUCAAGGUGCCCAAGAAACAUCUGAUUUAAUGUCACCUAGCAAACGUAGCUCUCAGAAGUAUGUAAUAGAAGGGCUGACUGAGAGAUCAUCCCAGAUUGUGGACCCUUGGGAGAAGUUGUUUAAGAUUUUGAAUGUUGUUGGCAUGAGAUGUGAAUGGCAGAUGGAUAAAGGAAGACGAAGCUAUGGUGAUAUUUUGCAUAGAAUGAAGGAUCUCUGCAGAUACAUGAAUAACUUUGAUAAUGAAGCUCAUGCAAAAUAUAAAAACCAAGUGGUUUAUUCCACUAUGUUGGUCUUCUUUAAGAAUGCAUUCCAGUAUGUCAACAGCAUACAGCCAUCUCUAUUCCAAGGUGCAAAUGCCCCAAGCCAUGUUCCACUCAUUCUUCUUGAGGAUGUGUCAAAUGUGUACGGUGAUGCAGAAAUCGAUCGUAGUAAACACGUACAUAAAAAGAGGAAGCUAGCUGAGGGAAGAGAAAAAACCAUGCAGAGUUCAGAUGACGAAGACUGUUCAGCCAAAGGAAGAAACAGGCAUGUGGCAGUCAACAAAGCCGACCUCGCAAACUCCAUCGAGGUGCUGGAGAGCUUUAAGUGGGCCCGGGAGAGCUGGGAGUUGCUCUGCUCCCAAGAAUUCCUUGACAAGGAAUUUACAAGAAUUUGUUUGGCAUGGAAGACGGACACCUGGCUUUGGCUAAGAAUCUUCCUCACUGAUGUGAUCAUCUAUCAGGGUCAGUAUAAAAAGGCAGUAGCCAGCCUGCACCAUCUAGCAGCUCUCCAGGGAUCGCUACCGCAGCCGCAGAUCACAGGGCAGGGGACCUUGGAGCACCAGAGGGCACUCAUCCAGCUGGCGACAUGCCACUUUGCCCUGGGGGAGUACAGGGUGACAUGUGAAAAAGUCCUUGAUUUGAUGUGCUACAUGGUUCUCCCCAUCCAAGAUGGAGGCAAAUCCCAGGAAGAACCCUCAAAAAUAAAGCCCAAAUUUAGGAAAGGUUCGGAUCUGAAGCUCCUGCCCUGUACCAGCAAGGCUAUCAUGCCGUACUGCCUGCAUUUAAUGUUAGCUUGUUUUAAGAUGGGGCAGGCACGGGCGUCUUCGGCAUCCGGAGGAACGCCGGCGAAGGCCACGCCGGGCUGGGAGGUCUAAGGAUGAUGUAAGAACACGGAUGCGCUGAUUGCGGACGGGCUAGCGCCUUGGAGGAGCCGGGCCUACGUGUCUCUGCAGGGUUUAUGAACAAGACUAUCGAGACUCCACCCGAGGGCAGUAAUUCCCAAACCUCGUGGGGGUGACAGAAACCAUUGUAGGCAUGUAUGUAUGUGAUUUCAGGCACAGCUGCUCAUUUGGAACCAGAGGUCCGGGGCCGUUUCUCCUGGGCACGCUGGUGCCACCGUCCUUGUUACUGCUUUUCUUUCUCUCUGUCCCAUGUUCUGAAGCCCUUCUCUCUGGAUGGCUUCUUGCGCACCCUCUACUCCCAAGCUGCCCCCUUAAAAGAUAUCCCUUCCGUUCUAUAGAAGCACUCGGUUUCCUCUCGCUCUUCGCCCGCUCAGGGCGUCAGGUGCCUGUGCGCUUGCAGCCCCCAUGAGGAUGCUCACGUAACACCUGCUGCAGCCCAUCUGCAGGCACAGGGAGCCGUGGCUCCGAGCUUAGGGCCCAUGCCCGUGGGAGGAGCUGUGAUGUACACAGAGCCAGAGUCUUUUCUACUUUGUUCCCUUUUUACUCUAAUGACCUCCGUCCCAGUUUCUCAUAGCGGCACUUCUUACACGUGGUACUCGGGGUUCCUCUGACAGCCCGUGAUCCCCCUCCCUUCUGUGUCUGCACAACUUCUGUC
This is a messenger RNA of Manis pentadactyla (Chinese pangolin), 2548 nucleotides long. It is a transcript of the gene INTS10, whose product is annotated as integrator complex subunit 10. Lineage: Eukaryota; Metazoa; Chordata; Mammalia; Pholidota; Manidae. The coding region runs from base 73 to 1866 and encodes 597 amino acids. Gene Ontology annotation, cellular component: integrator complex. The record is from RefSeq and is a predicted model, not a curated record. The transcript has 15 exons. Gene Ontology annotation, biological process: snRNA processing.